Messenger RNA from Fopius arisanus, 13775 nucleotides. RefSeq names its product plasma membrane calcium-transporting ATPase 3 (gene PMCA). Bases 1091 to 4711 code for a protein of 1206 amino acids. The transcript has 16 exons. Gene Ontology annotation, molecular function: ATP hydrolysis activity; P-type calcium transporter activity; ATP binding. The record is from RefSeq and is a predicted model, not a curated record. Lineage: Eukaryota; Metazoa; Arthropoda; Insecta; Hymenoptera; Braconidae. Gene Ontology annotation, cellular component: plasma membrane; intracellular membrane-bounded organelle. Gene Ontology annotation, biological process: regulation of cytosolic calcium ion concentration; calcium ion transmembrane transport.
AUAUUCUCUACUUCAGUAUCUAUUCUCAAUGAGGAGAGUGCGCACGAGGCCAGAGGGAGACUGCGGACCGGGUUUGUGGCGGUGAAUGUAUUUUAAAUAAAUUUACAGCGGGAACUGGCUCAUUAUCGUGUUGCACAUUUGUAAUUAAUUAUUGUAAUUAGUUCGACGAUUAAUUGAUUGUAAUUGUAGUCGUGAUAACGAUCAUCAAUGUGAUGAUAAUCGCUGAUUAAUUGUAACUGAAGAAAGCCAGGGCGUGUGUGUUUAGUGCAACAACGGGUAUAUUUAUGACUGUCGGUGAUUUUGCAGUGUGUUAAAUAAAAUUGUGCUCCGUGAUUGCUGAAUAAGGGUGAAAAUUGUUAUCAUCGAUCAAGUAUUGAGGCCGCAUUAGGAAAAUAGGUUGUUCAAUAUUGGGCGAUUCGUACGUAAAUUACUCAUUAUUUCCACGAUAAAUUGAGUAUCUGGAAAAACGGGCGCGACAUUCGGAAGUGCCAAGUUACGUCCUCCUGGUGGAAAUAUCUCGGGGGAGUGGGCGCGAGCGCGCGUGACCCGGUCAGCCGCCGGGGUGAAAAUUCAAGGGAGUAAAAGCCAGUAAAAAGAUAAGAAUUUCAAGAAUAUCAUUGAAAAAUAAAAGGGAAAAAUAUCAGAUACACCCGUAGCGUGAGUUUUUCACCUGAAUCAUUCAUCAACCGUACAACCAGUACAUGAAUUGCUAUCGAAAAAAAAAGUGUCAUACCUAGUGCAAGCUAUUAAACUCAGGGCUGAUCGGAAGGGAUUUGCCACCGAUUACAGGAUACGAACAAUAAGCAACCGUCUAAGCAACCGACAGGUGCCUGUGCAUUAUCAACAAAAAAAACAGAGUGCCACGACAUCGCAUGGUUCGCGUAGCAGACACGAAGCAGUCGGAAAUAACCGAUACAAGGAGGACCUGUCACGUGAUAAUAUGCGGUAGAAUCCGUAGCUCACAACUGGCAGCUGGUGGACCUCCGAUCUCUCGGAGCUCAAGGGAGUACGAGGAGAGUAGCCUGGAGGGGUAACUUUAGAGCCAGUUACGUUUGAGUUGGCGUAGGCCAACGGCAAAGGACGAGUGAGGAUGGCGACGAUAGACGGCCGGCCGGCCCAAUAUGGUAUCACUCUCAAACAGCUGAGAGAGCUUAUGGAACAUCGAGGGCGAGAGGGAGUAGCGAAAAUCAGUGGAUAUGGUGGUGUACAGGAAAUAUGCAAGAAAUUGUAUACCUCUCCCAGCGAUGGCCUCAGUGGCUCAGCAGCAGAUAUGCAGCACAGGCGAGACACCUUUGGCUCCAACAUGAUACCUCCAAAACCACCAAAAACAUUUUUACAAUUAGUAUGGGAAGCUCUACAAGACGUUACUUUGAUUAUUCUUGAAAUAGCCGCAUUGGUUUCGUUAGGACUUAGUUUCUAUCAUCCCGUAGACGAUCCAUCUGACGUUGCCGACGUGAAAAUCCAUGAGGACGAAGCAAAAUAUGGUUGGAUCGAGGGUCUUGCCAUCCUCAUUUCUGUUAUAGUCGUUGUAUUAGUAACAGCUUUUAACGAUUACUCGAAAGAAAGACAAUUUCGGGGUCUCCAAAAUAGGAUAGAGGGUGAACAUAAGUUUGCUGUCAUACGGCAAGGAGAAGUUAAGCAGAUUUCUGUGUCUGACAUUGUUGUGGGUGAUAUUUGUCAGAUAAAAUACGGUGAUUUGUUGCCUGCUGAUGGAGUCCUGAUACAGAGCAACGAUCUCAAGGUCGAUGAGUCUAGUUUAACUGGCGAAUCUGAUCACGUGAAAAAAGGGGAGGCUUUUGAUCCUAUGGUGCUGUCUGGUACACAUGUGAUGGAAGGCUCCGGCAAGAUGUUAGUGACUGCUGUAGGUGUGAAUUCCCAAGCAGGUAUCAUCUUCACAUUGUUAGGAGCUGCUGUCGAUCAACAAGAAGCGGAAAUCAAGAAAAUGAAAAAAGAGGCUAAAAAGCAGCGGAAGAAGAAGUCUCUCUCAGGUGAGGAAGCUGGUGAAAUAACGGGAAAUAGCCACGGAGGUAGUGGGACACGUCCACACGAUGCCGGUGAAAAUCAUCAUGCACCAAGUGGUAGUGGUGGUGGUGCUGGUGGUGAAGUAGCCGCUGAAGCUGGUAAAAAAGAGAAGAGUGUACUCCAGGCUAAAUUAACGAAACUCGCUAUUCAAAUUGGAUACGCUGGCUCAACGAUAGCUGUACUCACAGUCAUUAUUCUAGUCAUACAAUUCUGCGUGAAGACGUUCGCCAUCGGUAAAAAACCAUGGAAAAAUACGUACGCCGGUAAUCUCGUUCGACACUUGAUCAUUGGUGUUACCGUACUUGUGGUAGCUGUACCGGAAGGUCUUCCCCUAGCUGUUACGCUGUCUCUCGCCUACUCGGUCAAGAAAAUGAUGAAGGACAACAAUUUGGUGCGUCAUCUUGACGCCUGUGAGACAAUGGGUAAUGCAACGGCUAUUUGCUCAGACAAGACUGGUACACUAACGACCAAUCGAAUGACAGUCGUCCAGUCCUACAUUUGUGAAAAAAUGAGCAAAACGAUACCAUCGUUCAAUGAAAUACCCAAUCACGUUGGCAACUUACUCACCCAUGCGAUCUCCAUAAAUUCGGCGUACACGUCCAGAAUAAUGCCAUCGCAGGAUCCCACUGAGCUUGCAAUGCAGGUCGGUAACAAAACCGAAUGUGCCUUACUUGGAUUUGUAUUGGCCCUGGGCCAGAAUUAUCAAACGAUACGAGACGACCAACCCGAGGAGACAUUCACGCGGGUCUAUACGUUUAACAGUGUUAGAAAAAGUAUGUCCACUGUUGUACCCAGACCGGGCGGUGGUUACAGACUCUUCACCAAGGGUGCUUCCGAGAUCAUCAUGAAGAAAUGUGCCUUUAUUUAUGGUCGCGAUGGACAUCUGGAGAAGUUUACAAGAGAUAUGCAAGAUCGGCUGGUGAAAAAUGUUAUAGAACCCAUGGCAUGCGAUGGACUUCGUACUAUUUCCAUAGCAUAUCGUGAUUUUGUUCCUGGUAAAGCAGAAAUCAAUCAAGUGCAUUGCGAGGGUGAACCAAACUGGGAGGACGAGGAGAACAUUGUAUGCAAUUUAACUUGUCUCGGUAUCGUGGGUAUCGAGGAUCCAGUGAGACCCGAAGUACCAGAGGCAAUAAAAAAAUGCCAGAAGGCAGGUAUAACUGUGAGGAUGGUCACUGGUGAUAACAUCAAUACAGCAAGAUCAAUAGCCUUCAAGUGUGGUAUCCUCAAACCAACCGAUGAUUUUCUCAUUCUGGAGGGCAAAGAAUUCAAUAGGAGAAUUAGAGAUGCCAACGGUGAGGUCCAGCAACAUUUGUUGGAUAAAGUUUGGCCAAAAUUGAGGGUACUCGCGAGAUCAUCACCAACUGACAAAUACACACUCGUCAAGGGUAUUAUUGACAGUAAAGCAACAGUGAGCCGUGAGGUUGUUGCUGUCACUGGCGAUGGUACAAACGAUGGUCCAGCGUUGAAAAAGGCUGAUGUUGGUUUUGCCAUGGGUAUUGCUGGCACUGACGUUGCUAAAGAAGCUUCCGAUAUUAUUCUUACUGAUGAUAACUUCUCAUCAAUUGUAAAGGCUGUUAUGUGGGGGAGAAAUGUCUACGAUAGCAUAGCCAAAUUUUUACAGUUUCAAUUGACUGUAAAUAUUGUUGCUGUUAUUGUGGCAUUCAUUGGUGCAUGCGCUGUACAAGACUCACCACUCAAAGCGGUACAAAUGUUGUGGGUCAAUUUAAUUAUGGAUACAUUAGCCUCACUUGCACUGGCUACGGAAUUACCAACCCCCGAUCUACUACUACGUAAGCCGUAUGGACGUACGAAACCACUCAUAUCCAGAACUAUGAUGAAAAAUAUCCUGGGUCAGGGGAUUUAUCAAUUGGUUGUUAUUUUUACGCUCCUCUUCGCUGGGCACAGGAUUUUUGACAUCGACAAUGGUCGGGCUACUGAUUCCCAUGCUAGUAUGCCAACACAACACUUUACCAUGAUAUUCAACACAUUUGUCAUGAUGACCCUGUUCAACGAAUUCAAUGCCAGAAAAAUUCAUGGUCAGAGAAAUGUCUUCCAGGGAAUAUUCACCAACCCCAUAUUCUAUUCAAUUUGGAUUGGAACCGCCUUGUCUCAAAUUGUUAUCAUUCAAUACGGUAAGAUGGCAUUUAGCACAAAGGCUCUCGAUAUAGAUCAGUGGAUGUGGUGUCUGUUCUUCGGUUUUGGUACGCUACUGUGGGGCCAACUAGUCACGACCGUUCCUACACGCAAACUUCCCAAGAUAUUCUCAUGGGGUCGUGGCCAGCCAGAUGAUAUCCAUGCUAUUCAUCUAGGAGACGAGAAAUACGACCCAGACUCGGAUAAAAAGCCCCGCGCAGGACAAAUUCUAUGGAUCCGUGGUCUAACACGACUGCAGACUCAGGUGAUAGGUGGCGAGUUGCAGGAACGUUUGAUACCGGUACCCUACAGCAAGAGCUCGACAGACCAAGCUAUUCGCGUAGUGAACGCAUUUCGGCAGGGCCUAGACACGCGUUAUGGUGAACACAGCGGUUUGACCCUAGCAGAGGUAUUACGGAAGCAGUCAUCGCUGAGCAAGCGACAUUCACAAACAAGCAGUAUCGACUAUGCGGACAACAUACCCGAUGAACUCAACGUACCUGAAAUUGAUGUUGAGCGUCUCUCCAGUCACAGUCACACAGAGACCGCAGUCUAAUGAGUUUAAAAACUUGAAAAAAAAAAAUUAAUAAGCCAAUUUGUUAAUACUAGACUGACAUAAUCAACAGGAAGCUGCCUGGCAACGUCAUGACACCGAUGAACUACGAGAAACGCGUGAAUAAUGAACUAGAAGAUUUAAAAACAAUAUUCAAGUCAUCUACGCACUGUUCACGGCGAGCCAGUGAUAACAGCUCCGUACAAUCUUUUGUUUGUCUGGUUUUUGUUUUUUUAAUCAACAAUGAGUGAAAAUUUUUACAACUCAAGUGCAGGUGGGGGAUGAAAUAGUUCUCGGAUGGCUCAACGGCCUCGCUUACUAUGUGCGCGUAUGUUUUUAAAAAGCUCAUAAUUUGAAUGCUGUUUAUUUAUUUGGGGGAGGAAACUCCCUGGAGACGUCUCCUCAUCGGGUGUGCGCGAAUAAUAACGGAUGUUGAGACUCAAUGUGCGGUGGUCGAUUGACAAAACAAGGAUAAAAUGAAAAACCGAAAAAACAAAUAUAUUCAAGAUAAACAAUUCAAUUUUUUCCAUAUCUGUCUCUCUUUCUUCAUACGAUUUGACUAAGGAAAAUAAUUCAACGGAAAGGAGAGCGAUAUAUAUUAAUUGCCAGAGGAAAGGGAAAGGGAGGCGGAACAUACAAAAAUAUAAACCGGACUCACUCUACACAAAAAUCAUUUGAUAGAAUUCAAUUCACGUGUUCAAUUCGCUCGUUGUUCAUGCGCUUUGCGCUCAAAAUGUGCAUUUGCCAUGGGAGAAGUUUUAUGUACGGGAAUAUUGCAUUGUGUGCCCAUGUGUGCUUUGUUUUAUGUGCACACCGAGAAAAUCGUUUGUUAACGAGCGAGUGUCGCACCGAACAAAAAAAAAACUAGAAAAUACCGAAAUAACGCACCACUGCCUUCUCAAUUUCAUCGUAACGGUCUAUUGUUUGCCAUCCUCUUGUUUUUUUUUCUUCUGUUUGUCUCUGUGUGUAUCUGUAAUCAAUGAACUCAAAUCUCGCGUGUUUAAUCAAUUUUAGUUUCUUCGUUUUUUCACUGAUUGUUGAUGCACCUGUCAUCAUUGAAUUUUUAAUUCCAAUUAAUCGCACUGCAAUAUUCAUUUGUUUUUGCUCAUUAGAUUUAUGUUUUUAAAUAUUGGCGAUUUUUCAAUCGUCGCUGUACUUUGGCAAAUGUUGUAUAGAUGUAUUAUAUUGCGGAAUUAUUCACACGUGCACCGAGGUAUAUGGGUAUUUUCAAGUGAGCCUCGUUUUCUCAUGACAUUUUUCUCAAUUUUCAUAUUGAUGUAAAUAUGGUGGUUGAAAAUUAUGGGAUGGAAUUAUUUAGAUAUAUGUACUGUGAAGGAUGAUUUCUAUUCGGAGACGUGAUGACGUGCAACUGAUGUCAAUUGAAUCAAGUUUUCCAGAUGUGUGACAUGUAUGAAUUCGAUUGAAUUUUAAAAUUUCUUCAUCCACACGUUGAAAGCUGCUGCGGUAAACUAGUUAUUUUUUUAAAAACAGAUUUAGGAUGAUCUAUCUUCUGUCGGUCCAAUGAAAUCCACAACUUUUCAUGUCAUCAUGUUUUCCAACAGCUCCAGCUGUUUUCAACCUAACUAAAAUAUUCUUUCUAUGUUUAAAUUCUCAAGUGAGUUUAUUCGUCAUCUUUUUGCAAUUCAUAUACUCCGUGAUAUUGAUGCGAGAAGAAAGCUGCCAAGAGGCUCACGUGAAAAAAAAAUCCCAGGGUGUUAAAAUUUAUCAGGAACUGCCACGCGUCGCCACGCGCGUCACCUGCCGCUGCAAUGAGAUCAAUUUAAAAGAAAUUCUCUUUCUCUUUCGCUCUCGCUUUAAUUAUAUAUUAACCAGGAAGAAUAAUAGUAUAAACGAUACGUGAUUCUUACAAUGGACAUUGUCUCCCCUCGGUUCCUCCGUAUCCUUAAACUGACAAAUAAAAUUGAAACAUCAACCGAAAAAAAAAAACAUGAUGAGAAUAAAAAAUACCAAAAUAAAUGAACUAUCCACCUGCCUAUCCGUCGCGCGAUCGAAGCUACACCGUUACGUGACUUAAGGAUUAUCUAGUCAUUUAGUUUGUAUCAAUGUACUUCCGCGAAUAACUCUGCACAGGGGGUGCCUUACCGCGAAUAUUUAAAAAAAUGUAAUAAAAUUGGGUACUUAUAAAUCGAACGUACCUCUAACUUAGCUGAUGAAAAAUGGACAAAAAAAUAAAACAAAUUGAAUUUAAAACAAAAAAAUAAAUAAAUGCAAACCAUUAAUCCGCUGUUGAACGAAGGUGCUCGAAGCUAAAAUGAUUAACGAACAAAGAAUGAACUUAAACAUAAACAAAUGCAUGAAAAAAAAAAGAAAUUAUUAUGAAUCCUUACGGCGUGUUUACUAUAAAUAGUACCUAUAUUCAAUGAAAUAUUGUAACCACCGCCGGACCGCCGUUAAAUUACGCUUAGGAUAAUAAAUCCACACAUUGUACAAGUCCAAGCGCCACGGCGACGAAUAAUAGGUAUGAUUGGUGAUCUUAAGUGUUAAUCAUUUAUGAUUAGAUUGUAUCGAGUAUCUCUAGUGUGAAGUAAAAACAAAUUGAACAUGAAAAAAAACUUAAAUAAAAUAUAAGAAUUAAAAAAAAUGAACAAUAUAAGAAUAUAAUAAUUUAAAAAAAAGAACACACGAAUACAUGACAACUACUGUGUAUGAGGUAAUGCGAACAAAGGUGUAAACAAGUUACAAGUUAUGUAACAGCUGCGCAUGGAUUACAAUUAUACGUGUAGAUAACUACACAUUUAAUGAUGAUGGGAAAAAAAAAGAAUCAAGGAGCAUGCAGAAAAGACGGAGUACCUAGGCAUAAAAGAAGUCCAGUGUAGGAAUGAGAAAAAAAACACGAGGGUAAAUGGUGAGGGAUUGAGGGAGGAACGUCAUGGCAGAUACCUAUGGGCAAUGAAAACUGAAGGGAAGGCCAAAAAAUAUAUUGGAUAAAUAAUCACCGCGUGCUAAGCGUGCGGCUGCGGCGAGGGUGCGAGGAGGAACUAGAUAACAAUAUUACCCAUUCGGGAUAAAUGAUUAUUAUAAUAUUGAAAUCCCGAAGGAGCAGGAGAGAUAACUGUAACGCGCUGCGGGCCAACAAAGGCCCCUUCAUUACGGAUUGUAAUUUGUUUUUUUCUUUUUUUUUUCCAUAAAAAAUGGAUAAUAAGAGAACGGAUUAAUAUUAAAAUCUAGAUCGCUACGCAUUGCGUUUCACGUGUCAUUACGAAUUUUAGUGGAAAAAAAAAAAACGUCGCGUCCUCGUUGCGCCUCGCUAUCUUGUUAUGCGAUUUAGAUCGAGUUAGUUUCUCUUCUGAGGAUCAUGGAAAUAAAAGAAUAAAUUAAACAAUAAAAAAAAUCCUAAAAUAAAUAAUUAAUGAGAUAAGAUGAAACUUAGGAGUUUUAACUUUUAACGAUGGCCAUUUUAAGGGGAGUGAGGGGUCUCUGAGAGGGGAGGAUAGAUGCAGGGAUUACUUUAGCGGGCAUGAGUCGCAUCGAAGAGUUGUUUGUAAUAAAAGUGAAUUUAAAAAAUAUUCUAUUUAAUGGGCGUUUCUAUGUCCCCCUCAUGCUUCUGAGGGAGUACCUACUCAAACUGCCGGGUAUGAUAUGCAUGGGGAUUACUAUACUACAGUGCGUAAUAUAGGUAAUGAAUAAGUAUGAAAAAAAAAAAAACUAAAGGGAUGCCAUUACAUCAUGGCUCUAUCGUUCGAGUCAGACACUGUAAGUCACGUAAUAGUUUUGUUUUCGAGGGAGGAACAUUAACGAUAAUAAAAGUAUGAAUUUUUGGAUGUAAAUGAGUGGAAGUGAACGAUUUAAGUGUACUAUUGAAUUGGCAAUGCUAGAUAUGCUUCGUUGAGCUACCCACGUUGGACUUUUUCAUGGAAGGUUCAAAAAGAAAAAUGCUAAAUCAACGAAUUGGUGCGAUCGUUUAACACUGAUCGACAGAUCGAGCUUCGUCCCUCUUCGCUAAUUAUAAAUGAUUAUGAAUGCGCAACUUGGCCUGUUAUGUUUCAAGUUGGAAAGCAUGAGAGAAAAAUUGAUUAAAGAAUAAUAAAAAAAAAAAAGUUUAAAAAAUGGAGAACGUCCCGUUUGCGACCAGGAGUCCUACCACGGUGACAUCGUUAGAAAAUAACAUCAUGUAUAGUCAAAUAUUGAAAAUGAUGAAGAAAAAAAAAUGAAAGAGCCGAUGCGAGCGUCAUCGUUAUCGUGUUAUUCACUGUUAUUGUUAUAUUUCGUAUAUUUAAAUUAUUAAUACUAUUAAUGACAUAUUCAUUCGUCGUUCAUCGAUACCAUCCGCUUCCUCUUUAUCUUAAUCCACUCACUCCACCCCAUCUUAAUAAUUAACGCACUCUGUAUUGCGAGAGAAACAACAGGAGAAAGAAAAAAAUGCAUUAAUGACGCUCGUAUUUAUUAGCGAGUCUGCUAAUUAAUGCAUUGUCGGUCGAACGAACGAACUGUCAAACACAAAAUAAACAAGAUUAUAAAUAUACAUUUUAAACGAUAGAGUAGAGUUUAUUUAUUUUUAUUGUUUAUGUAGCAGGAGGCAGUGGAGGGAAGAAUUAUCGUUUUCAUGAUGAAUAAAAUGAAUAAAAUCCGCCCGAGGCUGAAUGUCCACUCGGUUUCUUCGUGUAUAAUUAUUUGAGACUAUGUCCAUUACUUUAUCUUUAUAUUUAAUUUUGUAAUUGGCCAAUAAGUAAUGUUUCGAAAAGGAAUCCAUUCGAACGAUAAUAUAGCUAGAGUGAGCGAUGCAUGAAGCUUAACAUGAUACGGACAUGCUCAGAUUCAGUGCAGUUGAGAUUAAUUGAGCUAGGAACGAACAAGCGCACGGAGGUGAUUGACAGUAAAAGUUCCAACUAACGGAAGUAAAAAAAAUUAUAAUUCACCACUAUGUGUCUUGUGACUCGGUGAUCGAACUAGUAAAAAAACUUAUUGUAAGUAUUUAUAAAUAUAAGUAAAAACUAAUGAGAUUGAGAUAAUUGAACAACAAUGCAGAUAUGAAUUAUGAGUGAAUCCAAUUAUUUGAAUAAAAGAAGCUGUUUAACUCGCAGAUCCAAGCCAAUACUUGAGAACAAUUGUCAAGAGAACAAUAGCUCCCAUUACUACCGUUAGUAAUUAUGACUACUUCAACCCUUCCCAGUAUCUAAUAUCAGUAGAAUCAUGAAUUAUAAAGAAGGAAAUUAUCCUACCGUUGCCGCCAUCAAUCUCUAUAAUUGGAAAGUACAUAAUUAUAAUAUGAGAAGAGUAGAAAAAAUUUCAAUUAAACAUCCAGGGGAAACCAUUACGAUAUCACUGAUUACAUUUAUCAACGGCAGGAUUACUUUUCAUUAUUAACAAAGAGGAAAAAAAAUGACAUUGAAAUUUAUUGCGAAAAAAGCCACUAAAAAUAAAUUCUUAAUGUUACUAUAAUUAUAAUAAAUUCUCACAAUUGAUAAUCGUUCGAUUGUCGACCCGCACUACAUUCUGCACUCUCUUAAAUAUAUCGCGCUAUAGUCGAAUACGCAAAAAUGAUGAUAUUAAAAGUUCAACUAGUUUCUCAGUUUUAAAACUAUUUUAUGUACUUAAGUACAUAUUGAAAAUUCAUCAUUAUACAGACUCUCAAAAGUUUAUCCAAGUAAUUCAAUUUUGAAACUAGUUAAAUUACAUCCGGGUGUUUGAUAUUUCAAAUUAUUUUAUGUUUCUCUUUUAUCAUCAAGUCCAUCUCGAUCCACAUUUUAUCCUCAAGUUUUCACACAAUUUAUACAAUCAAUUAAGCGUAAAACAGCUCUCCGUAGCCCAAGGUUUUAUAGAAUUCGUUCGUUCGGUCGGUUAAUUAAAUUUGCUUUGGCAAUGACAUUUCAAAAAAAUAGAGUAUCCUAAUUAAAUGAGGCGAUAGUCAUUGUCUGUUUUAUCUGUCUCGUCGCGGUUGGGACCAAAUGUCUGUUAUAUUUUAAGCUCCAUAAUUUCUGCUUUCAUCCAACGACUUAAUACGUUGUCCACAAUCCUACUUCAUUUGUCCAUCUGUGGAGUGUAAUCAUUAGAUUGCUGACAAAAUCAUCGACAGCAAUUCACAUACAAUGAUAUCAAAAUUGGAAGAAAAAAAUAAAAACAAGCCGAACGCCCGACAUCCUGACAUCACUGAUGCUUCUAUCAUCGAAAUUGUAACACAAUAUUAAAAACCAAGAGAUGAUUAUAUUCAAAAGAAAUAUUCUAUUUUCACUGCAUCCCUGGCAAUGUAUACUUCAUCCUUGUAUAUUUGAAACAAAAUAAUCUUUAUCUAUUAAGUAAACGUUCUUAUUCGAUUUACCAGAGAUGACCUGUGCUAGGUAUAAUGCGCUCAUUAACAAAACUCCAAUGAUACUUUUGUCACGCAUUGAACAGAGUAUAUGUGUACAUAAAAUCAAACGCGUUAUGAUAAAGUUGAUUGUUAGAUAAUUGGCAACCUUUGAAAUGACCUUUUAAAUGAUAUGAAUGAUAAUUAAAGAUUCAGCAGUGAAAAAUUGUACAUAUGAAACCUUUAUUGCUGUUUAUACAUCCGUUAACUCUUAUAUUUCUGGAUUAUAACUUCUGAAGCCGUUGGGCUUGAGACCUCUCUCGUUUUUAAAUUUUUUUUACGGGUGCUGGUGUGUAACAUGCCAGUCUGCAUGUCUACUCGUUUGUCAACCUCUCUCUGUCUUGAGAAAUUGAAUUAGAGAAAUUUUUUCUCAAGGCUCCCUGCAGCAGCAUUGGAUGUUAAAAGCUCUUGGGAUAGUCUUGGUUCAAAUGCAUCUAUGAAAGUCUACGGCACUUCACUGAAUGAACCAAACACUCGAUAACAUAUUGAAUAUUUAAAUUUUCGCCUAAGUAUUAGGUUCAAGUUUGAGAUGGGAGAUGUUUUUGGAUAAUUGAUAGCAGAGAAGACGGAAACUCUGUAAAAAAUUCUAUUAUUCAAUCACUGAUGCGCUUCGAAUGAUUUCCAUUGACUGGUAUCAAAGUACGAGAGCGAGACAGAAGACAGAGUUUAGAACAAAAAAAUACUUGUGCAUAUAAACGCAUUAACUUCGUUAUUCAGAGUGAAAUCAUAUUUUUUUGUCGUUACUGUUAUUAAUUAAUAUAUCAUAGGAAUUUGACGUUUGAAUGAAAAUAUUCAGUUAUUGCAGUUAACGCUAAUGUAGGAAAAAACAUUAAUGAAAGGAUAAAAUUUUUGAAAAAUAUAAUAAACAAGCUGACACCUAAAUUCUGCAUAAAUGUAGGUGAUUUUUUUACUUUAUGACUAUUCUCUAUUCAAUUUAAUUUCAAAUUCAAUUAUUAAUCUGUAAUAAAGAUGACUGACAGAGUGCAGCAAUAAAACCAUUGAAAUUGGUUUUUUAUAUUGUCCGAUCAUAGGUAUAGAAUUUUAAUAUGCAUCGUGGAUCAUAUUUUUAUCAAUCUUUAUCUGUCAAUGUUAUGAAUAGUUUCUGUAUAAAACAGCACAAUAUUCAACGCACGACAUCAUAUAACAUGAGCUCGAUCGUUUUCAUUUGAAAAGAGCUAUUUGAGGAAUAAUAUGAGAAUGAAAACCGAAAAAUAAAAAAAUCGUGUUCAAAGGAAAAGCCGCCGCUCCUCGCAUUCAUUCGAUAGUUCGUCGUCAAACUCUCGCGAUCUUCCCAGCCAUGACAUUUAAAAGAAGAAAAAUGCAAACACGAGACAAAUGCAUUUAUGCAUGAAACAAUCCCUUCAAUAUUCAGAUUAUCCAAUAACUAAAAAAUCGCAUAAACUUCAAAAUGAAAAAUGUCAUUAUGGAAAUAAAGGGAGAAUGAAAAUCUGGAGAAAGUGAACUCAAAUUCAUUUAUGCAUGGAAAAAAAAAUGAUUGUUCCGGAAUUCGCCAUGGAUAAACCACUUUGGGUGUUCUCUGAGAUUUUUCACGUUUGCAAAUAAGGUUUACAUUUCCAUUCUUCAUUGCGUGUCGAAUUCAUAGAAUGGAAGCGAUUUAUAAAAUGUCGGAUGGGAAAGUUUGAAUAAAAUAAUAAUUCGAUGGAGUUGCGUUCAUGGCUUCGUAAGUUUAUCUCUCGUACGAUAUGUACAUAAAGCACUACACCACUUAUAGUUGAGAAGGAUAUAGAUAAAAAAUAUGAUUAUGAAUGGAUUUCAAAAGAGAAAGCUAUCUGGCUACUUUGAGAAAUUCACCGGUGGGGUCGAGUGAAAUGAAGUACUACAAAGUCAAUUUAGCACUUUUAUUCUCUUCGUGGAAUCCGAAAAAUUUUAUUGUACUCGACUGCACGGGUUCAUCGCAUUUGUGUAAAAAAAAAUUAUGAAAAUCUAUGGGACUCUCCUUGAACAAAAAAUGUAUCGCAAACAAUUUCGUAAUGCCAUAGAUAAAUUUUGACACAAACUCAACUGAGACGAAUCGAUGAGUGACUGUAGUGUAUUUAUUAUAAUGAGUCGAAAAAAAAUCUAAAAAUGCCAUGCACUUGCUGAAAAUAAUGCACCCGAAGAGGAGAAUAGUUGAGGAUAUUGCAGAAUCCCCAUAAUUACUCAUGUAAUGAGAGUUAUGAUUAGAGAUCUGUUGUUUUAUCGUUAUUUUCCGGUAUCAGAUAAGUUCUGACAAACUCUCCUAACAAAUGUCUCUUUCGAAAUUGCAUAGGCAUCGAGAGACACUCCCCGGAAAGAGAAUAAAAUGUACUUAUGUAUAUUGGUACAGAGAUACAUCGCAUUAGAAAAAUGCUAGAAAUAAUGGGAAACGAAUCAAGAGACAAGUUGAAUGAUGAGAUCAACAAAUGAAUAGUCAUCAUAAACUUAAGGAAUUUCACCACGUUUUAAUUACACUCUGAAAUACCAAGAUGCCGCGUAAAUUAUUAAUCCCAAGGAUAUUGAAUUUUCAUUAAUAAAAACAAGUAAACGAAAAAUUGCGUGAACGUUAUGUCUACGGUGUUGCUUGUUGUUUGAUAAUGUACUUCGAAUUCACUCGGGAUUUUCUCAUUAAAACAAAAUACUCCAAUUUUAAUGUCAAAAUAAUGUCAAACUAAUCGCCCGAAUCCUGAGUGAAUUGCGACUCUGAGAAUUUGAGAAAGAAAAAUAUUAGAAGAUAUCACAAGUGGUUGUUACAGAACAAAAACAACCAUUAAUAUUAUACAAUAA